AGACAAACGGGAGGGAUCGGACAAGGGAGCGUGGUUUGGCACUAUGGUCCUGUAGAUUUGAAAGAUUUGUGGAAGCGCCUUCAGACUGAUAAUGCUGUGGCAGAGUAGUGGUGGUCUGGCCGCAGUGCAAUUCCGCUCGAAAGGUGGUUUGAUUCCAAUGCUGAAAUACGCAAGAGACAGCUGAAUUUUUGGGAGAUUGAGCAUAUGGCCAUGCACGAUAAGAAUCGACACUGGCCACGGCGCUUGAAGGAACAUCCACACCUUUGUUGGGAACGGCAACAUAUGGCUUUGCACGACAAAGACCCUCCCCAGCGGCGGCCUUUGAGCCAACGACCUAAGAUCGACAAAUUGUCAGCUGUGCGAGAGCUACUACUCCGCUGGUGCCAUGUGCUGCGGAAGCAGGAACAACUGGCAGAGAAGGAACGUCUGAAAUUUUUGCGGCAGCGCAAGAAAGACCAGAACGAACGAAGGCGACAGAACGUCUUGAAGCGCCUGAGAAGAGCAACAGGCUCAGCGCUUGAGGAGGGAAACUCUCCGCAAAAAGAGGAUGUCGCCUGACCUGACCAUGGAUGAUAUUCUUGGACUCAAAAGGGAUUUGCAGUUUUCGUUUGUGAGGCUUACAAUCUGCAUGACGAUAACUCGACGAUGACCAUCAUGAGCUACUACGACUGUAUCUCCCCAGGUUC
This is a messenger RNA of Durusdinium trenchii, 686 nucleotides long. NCBI's taxonomy places the organism in Eukaryota, Dinophyceae, Suessiales, Symbiodiniaceae. The record is from the annotation of a GenBank genome assembly.